Messenger RNA from Synchiropus splendidus (mandarinfish), 7692 nucleotides. RefSeq names its product cGMP-inhibited 3',5'-cyclic phosphodiesterase 3A-like. The transcript has 16 exons. NCBI's taxonomy places the organism in Eukaryota, Metazoa, Chordata, Actinopteri, Syngnathiformes, Callionymidae. Gene Ontology annotation, molecular function: 3',5'-cyclic-AMP phosphodiesterase activity. Gene Ontology annotation, cellular component: cytosol. Gene Ontology annotation, biological process: oocyte maturation; positive regulation of oocyte development. The record is from RefSeq and is a predicted model, not a curated record. Bases 16 to 3378 code for a protein of 1120 amino acids.
CUGACAGACAGUAACAUGGCCCCGGAGGCAGGCGGAGGCUCGCCUCGAUGCGCGCGUGACAAACAUCCCCGGGCUGCGUCGGAGCGCGGCGGCCGCGUGCAGGCGCGUGUCUCCCCCUCGCGCCGGGACUCGCAGCGCCAGUGGUGGUGCAGGCUCGCAGUGACACGGAGCGCCGUCUGCGUCGCCUCGGUGACUCUCGCUCUGCUGCUUAGUGGGGUGCACUGGGACGCAGGCAGCAACAUCAGCAGCAGCAGCGGAAACAGAAGCGGACCUGCUUCUUCUCCUCAUUUGGCCACGCGCUUGGCGUCGGCGCUGCGCUCCGUCCUUCCGCCGGCUCUCACUCUCGUAUGUGCCUUUGUCUGUGGCGGGCUGUGUCUGACUCGCAGCGGGCUCCGCGGCGCCCUGCUCCUGCUGCUGGCGGCGUGUCACUUGGGCGAAGCCGCGGUGCGGUGGUGGCUGCUGCUGCUGCUGCUGCUGCUCUCCUUCCCCGCCAGCCUGCUCGUCGUCGGCGGCGGGGCGGUGCUGGUCGCGCGGCUGGCUCCGGGAGCGCCCGUCCUCUCCUCCGCCAGUCUCAGUAGGACGGUGUCCCUCGUCUCUCCGAGCAGGCUGCGGGCCAGCUGGAGACCCUACCUGGCCUACCUGCUGGGGCUGACCGGGGUUCUGCUUGCGCGGUAUGCUGACCGGCUCCUGCCGGCCCCAGGGACCAGCGGGACGGGGUGCUGUGGCUCUGUGACCGGGGCGAAGGAGGAGGACAUCCCUGUCUUCAGAAGGAGACGGAGGUCCAGCUCCAUAGCGGCCUCGGAGAUGAUUGCUCACGCUCAGAGCAACAGCAAGUCCCACCGCAGGACUUCGCUGCCCUGCAUUCCUCGGGACCAGAUUAUGUGUCAAAACGAAUGGGACUACAAAAGAGUGCUGAGCAGAUCACAGUCGUCAGGUACCAGCGUGGUGGUGGACAUCGCUGUGAUGGGCGAAGCACAUGGUCUGAUUUCGGACCUGUUGGCUGACCCCUCGUUGCCCCCAAAGACCAGCAGCUCUCUGAAGGCAGUCAGCAGUCUCCUCAGCACCCAGAUCAGUCUGCAACCUUUACACCGGCCCCGAUUCCUGGCAGACCCGCACGCCUGCUCUGACUCGGAAGACGUGUCAGAGAAGCCAGACAGACUGGCCAUUCCAAAGCGACUGAGGCGGAGCCUUCCUCCGGGACUGCUGAGGAGAAUCUCAUCAACCUGGACCACCACCACCUCCGCCACAGGGUUGCCCACCAUCGAGCCGGGCCCCCUCCACAGAGACCGCUCAGCCAGCAUCAAACACACCGAGAGUGAAUGGAACAACUCCAUCAUGCUGACCAUCUCAAAGAGCCGAUCAAUGUCUGCCUCCUGCGCUGCCUCCAUCACCAACCACCUCCAUGGCAAACCACUCAUCAGACCAGGCUUCCCUCCAUCCAGCGUAUCACCUCGCGGCUCGUCUUCGCCAUCAACACCAAUCCAGGGAACCCCAGUCGCCAGCCCCACCAUCAAGACCAGUUCAGUGCAGCUUCCAGAGUCGGUCGCCCCAGCGACCCAUCGGGCCUCUGGAUCUGCGGCCCCCAAGUUACACCACAGGGCCUUGACGCAUAGUCAGAGUGCCCCGAGCUCCACGACCCCACACUGGCGACCUCCUUCGCUUUGCAGCAGUUGCGGGAGGCCAUACAACAGCCGACUCAGUCACCAGGUUGAAUCUGCUGCCAAAGGAGAGCGAACUCCUCACCCAGACGAGCGGGCGGUAGCGUCCUCAGACUACGACAGCACCUACGACAGCACCUACGAGACCAACCACAGUGACAGCAGCGACUUUGCACAGAACGAGGAGGAGGCAGACGGAGGCAAGAAGCCGACUGAGACCAGGGAAGGUUGCAGCGACUUUCCUUCAGAGGGAGUCCUUCUGCACCCGCUCCUGCUAUCACCCGAGGACAAGCCGCCCACCCUCGCCCCUGAGCCGCCGGUGAUACCAGGCCUCGAGCCUCUGAUGAACCAGCUCACCAACUGGAACUUUCCCAUUUUCAGUCUGGUGGAGAAGACGCGUGGCAAGACCGGCUGCAUCCUCAGCCAGGUUUCUUACAAGUUAUUUGAAGACACUGGCUUAUUUGGAACCUUCAAGAUUCCCAUACAGGAGUUUAUGAACUACUUUCACGCCUUGGAGAACGGAUACAGAGAUAUCCCGUACCACAACAGGAUCCACGCCACUGACGUGCUGCAUGCCGUUUGGUACCUGACCACCCAGCCUGUUCCAGGUCUGCCGCGGUUGCUGACCGACAACGGUUUACACACUGACUCAAACGGCAUCACGCCGGGUGCGACUGGCUUCCUCACGUCCAAGAUGACCCCCGUCCUGGAGGAAGGUUUCAGCACCUUGUCUGCUCUGAUCCCUGGUCUGGAGCUUAUGGCCUUGUAUGUAGCAGCUGCUAUGCAUGAUUACGACCACCCCGGCAGGACCAACGCCUUCUUAGUAGCAACCAGCGCACCGCAGGCCCUUCUCUACAAUGACCGCUCUGUCUUGGAGAACCAUCAUGCAGCUUCAGCGUGGAAUCUCUUCAUGUCACGUCCAGAGUUCAACUUCCUGGUAAACCUUGAACACGUGGAGUUUAAACGGUUCCGCUUCCUCGUCAUCGAGGCCAUCUUGGCCACCGACCUCAAGAAGCAUUUCGACUUCCUGGCAGAGUUUAACGCCAAGGUGGGCGAUGACGGAGUGAACGGAAUCGACUGGAGCAACGAGAACGAUCGGUUGCUGGUGUGCCAGAUGUGCAUCAAGCUAGCGGAUGUUAACGGACCGCUGAAAUGCAAGGAGCUACACUUGCAGUGGACGGAGGGGAUCGUCAACGAGUUCUAUGAGCAGGGUGACGAGGAGGCGAGUCUGGGUCUUCCCAUCAGCCCAUUCAUGGAUCGAUCGGCUCCACAACUGGCCAAACUGCAGGAGUCCUUCAUCACGCACAUCGUGGGCCCCCUGUGCUCCUCCUACGACUCGGCCGCCCUCAUGCCGGGCGUCUGGGUGGACAACCCUGCAGCCUUGGCUGAGCCCGACCAGAUGAAAGAAGAAGAAGAAGACAUGCCCGAAGAAGACGCAUCGACAGGCUCCGACUCUUCACAGAGGCAACAAACCAGGAGGAAAGUUCUGUGCCAGAUCACGCAGCAUCUUCUGGAAAACCAUGAGAUGUGGAAGCGGGUCAUCGCUGCUGAAGUCCCGGAGGAAGCCCAGACAGAAGAACUCAACUGCCUGAGCAGCACCAGCGAGCCAAUCACAGCCAUUCACGAGGAGGAGGAGGAGACCACGAGCAGAGAGGAAGAGUUGCCGGAGGAGGUGCAAGAGAGCGAGGAGGAGAAGAUGCUGCUGCAGUCCGAAGCUUGAAGGUGGACGACACGGAAGCCUGAAUUCUUUACCUCUUCUCAAACCAGGAAUCGGAACUUUGUCUAAAAAUGUUGCUUUCUCAAGUGAACUCUUGACAUGGUAGCCAGCACAUCACUUUGACACAACACUGUAGAGAAGUCUUGGGUGUUAUGUGCCUAACAAAAACAGGGUUGGUGCGUGUAUAUGCAUCUAUUUAUCGGGGGGUCGGGGAAGGUGGGGCGAGUACAUGAAGUGACUUGAGAGUUGAACAAAGUGGAAGGAGAAAAAGCAUCAUUUUACUUGUUUCCUCACCCGACGUUUUGCAACCAUGUGACCACAGGUCAUUUCCAAUUCACCUCAGUACAUCGCGGUGGGAUGAGAAUGUGUGUGAACCCCUUGACAAUGGGAUGAAUGCCAGGAAGUAAGAUGUGAGGUUGGUCUGCGUGGAGAUGAAAACGGUAUCGACUCACGGUAGUCAGCGGAGGCUUCGUUCUAUACUCGGAAGUCCCACAAAGAACCCUGCUGCUCGGGAAAGCUUUAUUCUAGCGUUGUGCUUUCUAGUUUUGUGCUUGUCGCAAACAUCGAUUGUCUCCAGUUGCAUGUUUUCUCCCCUCAAAGUCACGGGCGCACGCCCACGCAAGGGUUCACAAAGCAAGCCACUUCGCCGGCAGCCAGUCCGCCUCAACAGGGCGCCAACGUAACCACCGCCUUUUAGUUGAUGUCUGAAAAAGCUAUCAUCUCAAGAAAAUCGGGACCCGUUGACACCACGUUUCAAUAUCAAUAAGGAGAAUGGUCACACGUUUCGACAUGAAGGUGUCACCCUUGCUGGUCCCUUCACUCCUCCACCAAGGAUUGUCCAUCUGUUACCCACAUAUGGACUUGAUGAUGGUGGGAAGAUGAUUGUGGUGGUGUUCUGGAGACAGUUACUUACAGGCCCAGUUCAGGACUCACUCAAGACCCUGUCAUGCAAUAUCAACAGUGGAAAUGUGAGCCGAAGUCUCCUGCUCGCUCAGGUGUUUUCUGUAGUGUAGUGGACACCACCAAACCUGAGGCCAAGUCCAGACUGGGACCAGAGACCAGGUGCAAGGCCAAGUCUUCUGGGGCCCAAAACCAAGCAGAGUACAGAAUACAGUGGUCACUGAAGUGCUGACAUUGGAACAAGCUCCUAGUUUGUUCUGUGUCCACCUUGGUCUCGGUCUUGCUCUCACCCCCCUCAUUGGUCUUUGGUGAUCUUUGACUAUCUUAACGGUUUUUCUACAACAUGCAACAACAUGACGUAAUUUAUUCUUUGUCAUAGUGAUGGGGAGUAAGAAGAGUUGUCACUGCUGAAUCAAUAUUUCAUUUCAUUGGAUCAUUCUGAAGCCUAAACCUAAAGAACCUUUGAAGACCCAUUCAGCUGUGGUAGCUUUCAGCCCUCAGAUCCCGAGUUGACUGGUCACAGAUGCUAUUUCACGUCAUAGAAAAGAAGCUGAGCGAUUGAGGUGUGAUGGAAAAAGUCUUGUUUCCUUCCCCACUUGAUGUACUCCAUGUGGCUACAGUUGAGCUGUUGCGGCAGCAUGAGAUAUAAGCUGUGAACUUGGAAAGUACAGUGGCUGCUGGUGGUGGAGAGUAGAGCCGGGAAGACGGCCAGAUUCUGGUUUAGUUUCACGGAUCUCAAGUCAUUCAAAUCUAACACUGAAACACAAUAGAGCUGGCUUUUUCUUUUGUGUUCAUCAACUUAUGCAAAUGUUCCGCCUGUCUUGGUCAUUCCCUUCAUUUGAGCAGUCCUCACGAAACCUUGCUGGAUUCAAGAUGUCUAGGGCCUUGUCUGAUGGUCACAGCAUGUCCUCUGUCUUAUCGGUCGGCGUGAGAAGAUUAAACACCAGAGAUAAAAACCCUCCAGCCCUCAGUCAAACCUUAAUUUUAUGGACAGACAACACAACUGGGGGAGAAAACGUGCAAUUAGAAGGCAAACAAAAGACCGUCUGUUUCGCCUCAUUGGAGAACAACAGAGCAGAUAUUAUUGUGUGUGAAAUCUUUUCAUGUUCCCAUCCCACAAGGCUUUAUGGAGAGAAAGGAAGGGGUGAAGAAGUUGGAUUACCAUUUUCCAGUCGUGAUUCAGGUAUGUUUCCGCUGCCGACAUUCACGUUGAGGACAUUUACAGUGUAGCUAUAGCUGUGUGUGGGAGGACCUUUCUAUUGUGUGUUCUGUUUGCAUGGUCGACUCCCACAGUCCAAAACAUUUCAACAGGGUUGGCCCUCCACCCCCGGCUAGCCAGGCCGGCGCAAAGCCACUUCCGUGUAACCAGCAUCACCCUUUCUUACCGAGUCCCUGCACCUGAAUUUACACUUCUGUCUGGUGUUAUUUUACAUGUAGAAACACAACAAUGAGCUUUGUUUCUCACAUGGUGCUGCAUGAGUGAACAACCCUGUUGAUACUGUCCACAUGAGAGACACGUCUCAUGCUCAUGUGACCUUGACAUUUCAUUUGAAAAACCUUAUACUUUAGCAUUUAUUUUAACAAGCUACAUGGGUUGAGGUUACCAUAGAAAUCAAAGGUCUUUGUUUGACCUCCUAAAGCAGUCGGAAACGUGGCUCCUACAUUGACGUCAAAGAAGAGUUAAAAAUGAAUGAAAUACUGUACUUAACUAAUGGAUCAGUCGCCCACUGCUGAGGCUCCGGCACAAUGAAGCAUUCAACAAAUUCAGCUUCAAAACAGCACUUAACACUAUGCAAGUGCAAGUGUUCCUCCACUCGCCCACAUCACGAGACUAGUUGUUAAGGUAGUCGCCACUAGUUGACUGUCAAUAGGGUUGUAGUAAAACACAUAGAGGUCAUGACAGUGUACAUAUAUUCUUCUCUCUUCUGACCAUUUACAACAACAUAAAAACACCAGUCUGUGUGGUGGUCAACCUGUGCGCGGCGUACGUCGACGGGUUCACUAAUCCUUCAGGAAGUCGGUGAGCAGGCGACUAUAGUGGUUAGUUGUGGCCCCACUUUGCCCGAGCAGGUACCCAGCUCACACCAGAGAGGCCGAGUUACUCUCCUGGCUUCAUCACCCCUGAAAAAUAUCCCCCCUGGAUUUAAUCCUGUAUUGUAUUUGGGAUUAAGAGGUGGUUGGUUUUGUUAUAGUGACAUCUGAUGAGGCUUCAUGAAACAGUGUCACCCAGCAGUUGGCACGUUCAGUUCAAAAAUGACAUUAGGUUUCAGUGAUAUAGUUUCUCACAAAGAAAGAGCGGCAUCUACUGGGCUGUGGAAAUGAGGACCCUGUUUCAUGAAGCCUCACCAGCCCGUCACCACCUGGCUACACCCUGCAGCUAGUUAUAGAAUGGGUUUUCAUGCUACCGCUUUGUUUUUUUAGCCCCAAGUGUUUUUAUCCCGAUAUUCAAUUCUACCUUUCCCCCUGUGAUUCCUGGUUUUAUCAGACGUCCACUCAUCACUCGGGUACCUUCCUUGGCUGUACGAUGAUGCCACAGUGGUGCGGGGUCUUCAACUGGACAGUCAGGGGUGAAGGGAAACGUGCAAACCAAAGAAACUUCGUCUAUCUACGUGUGAUUUGCACCAAAUGAGCCCUUUCCAGAAGCUAAAUAUGCAGCGUUUGUUUCCGUCUCAAUGCUAGCUAGCGCCGUUUCAGGCAGGUCAGCUGGUUGCGCAGUAGCCGCACAAUGGGGCUGAGCAGGUGUUUGGUUCUCAGCCUGGAGUCCUGGCUGUUUCUUUUGAAGUUUCGCAGCAAAACAUUCCUCCGAGUGUCACGUAUUGUUUCAGCUGCUGUUGGAGGGGAGGGGCAGCGCUUCUGUGCCAUAACAUUCUCUCAUGUAUGUAAGUAUGUAUGUAUGUAUGUAAACAUCAGCUCCAUGCUACUUUCAUCAUUGUUUCUUUUCACGCAGAGGAAACCAAAAGGAGCUUGACAUUGUUGAUCUCAAAAGCAAGACAAACAAAGCCGGGAGGUUCCGCGCCCACAGCAGGCGCUUCACCGCACUCGACUCCAGUUUUCUCUUUUGCACUUAACACAUGUAGCAAUACCUGCAGGAUUGGGAAGUGAUUCACCAGUAUUUGUGGAUAUUUUAUUUCUUGUGUGAAUUUGUAUAAAAAGUAUACAAUUAUAUAUAGAUAUAUAUAUAAACUGUACAAAUUCAAAAAGUAUAUUGUAUCCAAAAACUUUUAGAAAAUAUUUAUUUUUACUGUUUUGUAAUUUAGACACGAUACUGUAGCUUCUCUCUUGCCAGAACUGCUGGAAGUGCCUCUCGAAAAUGUGUGACAGACGAUACACUAUGUUGGAGUCAGUAGAAGCUGUCACUAGGGAGCGUUGUUGAUGUUGUCAUGUGAAUAUUGUCCAAUCAUAAGACUUAUCAAAGCU